Messenger RNA from Rhizopus microsporus ATCC 52813, 1213 nucleotides. Its product is annotated as apolipo protein A-I binding protein-like protein. Bases 21 to 713 code for a protein of 230 amino acids. The transcript is spliced from 4 exons. The record is from RefSeq and is a predicted model, not a curated record. Gene Ontology annotation, cellular component: mitochondrion. NCBI's taxonomy places the organism in Eukaryota, Fungi, Mucoromycota, Mucoromycetes, Mucorales, Rhizopodaceae. Gene Ontology annotation, molecular function: NAD(P)HX epimerase activity.
CUUCCUGUUAACUUUAUAUUAUGGCUUUCAAGUGUGUUUCUCAAAAAGUAGCUCAAGCAAUUGACGCUGAGCUCAUGUCAGCUUCAGGUGGAUUUUCAGUUGAUCAGCUCAUGGAAUUAGCUGGUCUAAGUGUUGCCCAAGCAAUACAAAGAGCUUAUGAUAAUAACAAAAAGCCGCAUGUAUUAGUCUGCGUUGGUCCAGGCAACAACGGAGGUGAUGGUCUUGUUGCCGCAAGACAUUUGUUUCAUUUCGGAUUUAAGCCUAGUAUUUACUAUCCAAAGCAGCCUGAAAAGGAUCUUUAUCAACGACUUCUCGUUCAGUGCAAGAACUUAGAGCUACCCAUCUACAAAGAGUUCCAACCUGAUCUUUUAGAUCAAGCCGACGUCAUCCUGGACGCACUCUUUGGAUUCAGCUUCAAUGGCGAUGUACGUGACCCCUACAAGGAGGUUGUCAAGCAAUUUGGGUCAACCAAAACACCUAUUGUCUCGGUCGAUAUUCCUUCUGGAUGGAACGUGGAAACAGGCCCCACAGAGCAGGUCCAGUUCCAGCCCGAGGUACUCGUUUCCCUUACUGCGCCCAAACCUUGUUCCUCUUACUUCAAAGGCAAGCACCACUUCCUCGGAGGUCGAUUCGUUCCACCUUCGAUUGCGAAAAAAUUCGAUUUUGAUGUUCCAGACUUUACUGCUGGUGAUCAAGUUGUCGAGUUAAAAUAGCAUAAUCUACUCAAUAAAAAGCCUUGUACGAUCCUUUUCAUAAAAUAUAGUAGAAAUGGAUGUUACGACUGUAUCUGACGGCUGUCUGGGAGGUAGGCCUAGUAUACACUUGUGGCUCAUUCGUUCGCACGUCAUUGAACGCCUUCUUAUGUAUAAUGGAUUAUACUUCUUCGAGGUCCCACAAGGUAUGUUAGCUCUUGGUCGAUCAUUUACUCAAUUUGCUUUGAAUUAGACCAAGUUACAUCUCCUUCCUUACUUUCAAUAACACUGUAACUCAACACGUCAUAUUGUCUAAUAUUGACUUAUUCAUGUGCAACCAACUAGAAAGCAGUGUUUCACUCUUGUUUUCUAAACUGUCCAACAGACUAAUAACAAUGAGCUUUGAUACAUUGUCUUGAAUUUAAUAUGGUUAUUCUUCCAUUACUUAAGAUUAGGGUUUCUAGGAAAAGAUUUAAUCUUGCCAGUGCUAUUGUUUAUACUUCUAUUAUGCUGUGAGCGAC